Molecule: messenger RNA, 9961 nt
Organism: Peromyscus maniculatus bairdii (prairie deer mouse)
Lineage: Eukaryota; Metazoa; Chordata; Mammalia; Rodentia; Cricetidae
Source: RefSeq, a predicted model, not a curated record
CUCGCCCUGUGCCGGGGCUCGGGCCCCGACGGCUGCGCCGUGAGAUGACUUUCCGCGACCUCCUGAGCGUCACUUUCGAAGGACCCCGCUCCAAUAGUAGCACUGGGGGCUCCAGCGCGGGCGGUGGAGCUGGCACGGCUGGACCCGAGGGCCCGGCGGUGGGCGGUGUGCCAGGGGCCACUGGCGGCGGCGCUGUGGUGGGAACCGGCAGCGGCGAGGACAAUCAGACCUCCACGGGAGAACCGGGGGCUGCGCCCGGCGGUGAGGUGAAUGGCUCAGCGGCCGUCGGGGGGCUGGUGGUGAGUGCACAGGGCGUAGGAGUGGGGGUCUUCCUAGCAGCCUUCAUCCUCACCGCUGUGGCGGGCAACCUGCUCGUCAUCCUCUCGGUGGCCUGCAACCGCCACCUGCAGACGGUCACCAAUUAUUUCAUCGUGAACCUGGCGGUGGCUGACCUACUGCUGAGUGCAGCGGUGCUGCCCUUCUCAGCCACUAUGGAGGUUCUCGGCUUCUGGGCCUUCGGCCGGACCUUCUGCGACAUCUGGGCCGCGGUGGACGUGCUGUGCUGUACUGCCUCCAUCCUUAGCCUCUGCACCAUCUCUGUGGACCGGUACGUGGGCGUGCGCCACUCGCUCAAGUACCCAGCCAUUAUGACAGAGCGCAAGGCCGCUGCCAUCCUGGCUCUGCUCUGGGCGGUGGCCCUGGUGGUGUCUGUGGGACCGCUGCUGGGCUGGAAGGAGCCCGUGCCCCCGGAUGAGCGUUUCUGCGGCAUCACCGAGGAAGUGGGCUAUGCUGUCUUCUCUUCCGUGUGCUCCUUCUACCUGCCCAUGGCAGUGAUCGUGGUCAUGUACUGCCGCGUGUAUGUGGUCGCGCGCAGCACCACGCGCAGCCUCGAGGCAGGCAUCAAGCGGGAGCCCGGCAAGGCCUCCUCCGAGGUGGUGCUGAGGAUCCACUGUCGAGGCGCAGGCACUAGCGCCAAAGGAACCCAUGGGACGCAGAGUAGUAAGGGCCACACCUUGCGCAGCUCGCUCUCGGUGAGGUUGCUCAAGUUUUCUCGGGAAAAGAAGGCUGCCAAGACGCUGGCCAUCGUCGUGGGUGUCUUCGUCCUGUGCUGGUUUCCCUUCUUCUUCGUCUUGCCGCUGGUUAAAAGCAACACAGCCAAAGGCUAGGACUGUUUCUUGAGGUCCAGAUCACAUCAUCUUCCAGGAGAUCCUCUCUAAGUCUCUGUGACCUCUGCCGCUUGUUGGCACGUGCUGCUCUUCCUCUGCCCCUAUCUCUCUGCUGCUGCUCCCACAUGGUAUAGGAGCCCUAGAGAUGUCUAUAUCUGGCUCCAGGAAGGGAUUACAUGGGCGUAUGAAUAUGCAAAGCUAUUAAGUUGUGUCUUUUAGAAUGUGCGUACCAGCUCAAACUCCUGGCAGAGCUUAAUCCUGGGGAGCUGGCAAUAAUGAACAAACAGGACAGAUGCGGAGCAAAGAAACAGAACAUCCCACUCUGCCCCACAUAGACUGAGGGCAAAGAGGAGGGUAGAGGCUGCUUUGGGAACGAGAGGGUGGCCUGGAGGCUGCUGAGGAGGGAUAGGGGCCAGGAGGCUUGUGAGGGAAGAGGCGCCCUUGAGCGAACGUUCUGAGUUGCAACACUUGGUGGAGGAUGUGGCCUUCAAGGGGCCAACCUGCUUUAGCUUGGAGGUGCUUGAAUUUGAGCACAGAGGUUGGGGAUGAGGAUGCUUGCGGGAGGGUGGGGUAUCGUCUCCCAGGAAGUAGCAGGAGAAGGGUGGGAGCCAGGGGAGUACCUGUUUAGAAAGAAGCAAAGAGAAGUGGGGAAAGGCAGCUGGGAGAGGAGCGGUGCAGCCGAGGAGCAUCGAGGCACAGCUGAGGUGCAGCCAAGGAAUAGCUGAGGUGCAGCAGAGCAACAGUGAGGUGCAGCUGAGGACCAUUGAGGCACAGCUGAGGUGCAGCUGAGGAAUAGCUGAGGUGCGGCCGAGCAACAGUGAGGUGCAGCUGAAGACCAUCGAGGCACAGCUGAGGUGCAGCUGCAGAGGUGGAAAACCUUCAGGUCCACGUGAGUGUGCCAGCUGUGACAAGCACCAAACACGGGGGUGCUGGGGAAGAGCAAGCGAUGUGUGUCCACAAAAGGCCAUGGUUAUAGAAAUGAAAAGAGCCACACGGCCACUCUCUGGGGGCCACAGUGCCCUCACUCACACCUCCCGUGUUCAGGAGACCCAGCUGCAAUGGAGAUGUAGCUGGUGAGCAGAAUCAGUGUGGGCUAGCAAGAGUGUUAAGGAAAAGUCUGGAAUCCCAGAGGAAUGCUAGCACGGAGGGCCAUAGACUGCUGCCUAUCAGCCCCCAACAUGCUGGCUGGUCAUAGUAGUUAUAACCUGAGCACUGGGGAGGCUGAAACAGCCCAUUUAGUGAGAUCCUGCCCCCCCAAAAAAGAGCGUUAUGCUUUUGGUCAAGCCAAAUGUUCUGUAAAGGAAGACCAACAAUAGGGUGUUCUGAAUUGUGAGGCCCCCUAAGGACAGAUGCAAGGCACACAAAAUCAUGAAGGGCCCACAUAAGCUAUAGAUCAUCUCAUUUACGUCUGCCUUACUUCCCCACGAGGAACAAGCAUGGAGGCAGGCAGAGACUACAUAACAGGAACCUCAGACAUCGCCUGUCUGGUACUACAUACAGCCCCAGGGAGCACAGGGAGCUGCUGGUGCCAGGGCCGUGUGUGGACACUUGCAGCCCUUGCCCUGGUGAGUGGCCACAGGCCUGUCUGCCCUCUUGCUCUAUCUGUUUCAUGCAUGACAGCACACUUACAGGACGGGCCUGAGCAGGGCAGUACUUCCUGUUCAGUCUCAGAGGCAUUCCAGAUCAGACUGGAAAGAAUACAGACAUACCCUGUGGGAGCUAUGGAGAAGAGAACUCUUGACAUCCCUGCCCAGGACAGACACAUUUCCUCUGGUCCUAAGCAAGCUGGCACAGGGCUGGAUGCCAUGAAAAAAAAAACUCAUAAGAAACUAUAUAAAUGGACGCUGGUCACAAGCAUCCUAAACUGUGGUGUGUAUGGGCAAGGACAGCCGUCAGACUACUACCUAGGACUUGUCUGGAAAACUUCAAGAUGGAAGAUGGCCAAUGUAAGGGUACCCUGCCGGAAGUGUACUGAUUAGAACUUCUGCCCCUGGGGCACACGGUGCAUGAGUCUGCUCAGCCCCAGAUAUCUAGUCUGAGUGUUUGGUAGCCUUUCCUGUAUGCCCUGUAUGCCCAAGGGAGACAAGGGACAGGGACCCUUGCCCCUCCUGAGCACCCAACUGCAGGAGAGCAGAUGUUCUCUUCAGGGAGCCUCCAAGGGCCGUGCCUCUCCUCAGUGCCUUUUUUUGUGUUUGGUUUUGAUGUACAUGGCAAGUGCCUCUCAAUGAGGCCCAGAAGUAGGGUUGCCCUUGAAGCCUGCACAUACAGGACCCAGCCUCACCCCUAGCCAUUCUGAUGACACUGACGGACCCUGGGUUUCCGUUUCCAGCUCUCUGGUUUCUGACCAGGUCACCAAGCAUCACUGGCUUCUGCAGCCAUUGUAUUUUUUGCAGUGAUGAGGACUGGACCCAAGCCAUGUGUUCCACCACUGAAUUACACCUCAAGUCCCAUCACUGUCCUCUGAAUGUCACCACCCAGGACAGCUUCAGAGGCUCUGACUGAAGUCCACACAGUCCAUCCAUGCCUCAUGACUCUAUUCCAGCCAUCUGGGAGCCAUAACUGGUCCUCUCUUUCAUAGCGCUGGCCUGUCUUUAUGGUACAGAGAACGUCUCUGACUCUCAGACUUAGUCCGUUGCCUUGCUCCAAUGCACCACGCUGUCAGGAUUCAAUGUGUAUCAUAGCUGAGGACACUUACCACAUAGCACAGUAGAGUAGCCAUGUUGGUGGGGUACCUAGGCUUGACAGACCUGGAAUGGGCAGUCUAUGAGAAAGCGGGUCCCGAGAUGAUGCCCAGGCAGGAGAAUGGAGAAAUAAACCAUUUGUUCAUAGACUAGACUACUAUACAGCAAGGAAAAAUAACAAGUGAAUUUUAUGGACUUUCUGCUGAGUGGAGUAAGCCAGCUUGGGAGCAUAAAGUGUGUUUACCAUAUGAUUCUACUAUGUGUACGACAUUCAAAAAUCGGCAAAAUCUAAUCAAUGAUAAAAAUGAAAACAGUGGUUACCUUUGUGCGCGUGAGAGAGUGGAGACAGUGAGUGCCAGCUGGAAGCAAGUGCUAGAACUUUCCGUGAUGCUCGGGGACAGAUGCAAGUGUUGUCAUCAUGGUAUACACUUAAGGCAUACACACUUACGUUAGUGUUUGCAAAUCCAAAAACCUGCUCUGUAUCUGUAAGCUCCUACCUUCCACAGAGCAGGCGCUCGGCGGACUUGUGCAGGGCAGGGAAGUGGAGAAACCCAUGUAUUUGCAUAUCCUGAUGCUGUGGGUCUGGGUGGCACAGAACAGCCCGGUGUUUUGCUUCAGUCCAGUCUAUUUUAUCAGAGUAUUACGGCAUUUUAUAAUAAAAUCUUAACUGUGCACACACUAUUAUUAACUUAGGAACAAUGCUGCACAGCCGGUCCCUAGCACUUGAUGAUCAUACCAGAUGGAAGUUUCAACAGCUCCUGUUCAGAAACUGAGGGCCCCAAAGAGACGUCUGUUCUCCGGCAUGGUUUCUAGGCAUCUGUGCUGUUGUGUGGUACCUUACAGGUUUUGUGCUUGGUCACAAACUGUCUCCCUUUGACAAGCCUUCAGGAUCCGAGUGUGUUCUUGCUCUCAGUCUACUGAGAGUUUCGGGCUCAGCUUGUACUUUCCAGCCCCAGGCCUGGCAUUCGCAAUUUCUCUUUUAUUGGGAAAUGACAAUUAAGAUACCACAAUGUGAGCUCUCAGCUGCUGACUGACGCCGCUAUCAUAGCUGCCGUCAGUUCUGGCUCGGGUUCAGGACAGAGCUAAGAAAUACAAUACCUUUAGAAAACCCCAAAACACUAACGAUGCCUGAGUAUUAGGGUCACAAGCUAUCUCCUCCAUUUCCAUCCCUAGUCUAGCCAUCCAUGUGGCACCAUUGUACUGAGGCUGGCCUAUGAUGGUACCUCAUCCUCCAGGCUAGACUGACGUUCCCUCUCCUCUGUCCUCUUAGAGCCAUGCUUGAGUCCCUGUGCCCACCUGCAUCCCCCACCCCUGCAUCCUCAGUGGAUCUGUGUCUUGAGUCCAUCUGCUCGGUCCUCCCUCUUUGGCUCCCAUUAUGGUGAGCUCAGCCUCAGUGUGGCUCUCACCUCCCUGUCUCCGAUUUUGCCUGCCAUGCCUGAGAGGCAGCCAAUCCCACGACUUAGCCCUUCAUUUGCUCUGAGCACUUUUAACUCCCUCUCACCCCUCACUGCUGGGAGUCUCAAAUCCAGAAUUGGGCCCACCGUUCUCCCAUGUGGUACAGCCGUGUGCUGAUGAAUACAUUCUCAUUGGCUCUGGGAUGGGACUGAUUUGUAGUAUCAGCCCAUUCCUGUGGUAUAAGUAUUCUCAACGUAAUCAAUGUCAAGUUAUGAAAAACACAACCACCCAGUUCACUAAAUUCCUGAGAAUGCAGUCAGCUCUCAAGAGCCAGUACAAACUACUUAGCUGAGCGUGCCAAAGAGGUAUCAACCUCUACGUAGUCAGCCCUCUGCCCAGGGACAGCCUCCGGGUGUUCUUGGGAGCCCUUGCAGGUUCCCUUCAGCUCUAAUUAUCCGAAGUUCUUUCCUUCCUAAGGGAGCUGCUUCUGUCAGCUCUCCAUACCUUCCAUCACCUUUCCUAUACACAGCACACGGUUCUGUCUAGAGCUGUGGUAACAAGUGUCCCGUCCCACCCCACCCCCCACCCCGCUCAGCAGGAUGGCCUCCUUUGCCCUCAUCCUUACCCUACCAUCUCCUUGGUAGCUUUCCUCCGUUAUAGCUACUUGUAAAAACGUCCCUUGUCACUUACUUCUUAAAGACUAUUCUGAUAUUGGCCCUCCUCUUCCAGCCAGCAGUGCCUGGCCCCACUCAGGGUAGCUCUUGCCGUCCUAGCCCCUCCCACUUUGGCGCUGUCGCCAAUGGCAACCCCAUAGUCACUCUCUAGGGUACUUUGGAGCCCUUUCAUCCUCUCCUGUUAUGUCAGCCUUCCCUCCUGGACUCUCGCCAUCCCUCAGGUCUUACCCUGCAUGCACACUUCUCUGGUGGUACCCUCAGCCUCCUUAGGGGGCCCUUCCCCCCCCCCCCGAUCCCCGUUUAAUUUCAGGUCCAUAUUCCAGACCCUCAAACCGUAUUAAUUUCCUAUCUUGCUGUAACAAAUGACCAUUGAUUUAGUGGCUUACAACAAUGAAUCAUCUUCUGGGGAUGAAGGUCAUAAGUCCUCAAAUCAGGUCCUGGCUAGCUGUCUCCCUAGGGGAUCUAGGGGAAAGAUGUUCCCUGACCUUCCGCAGUCCCUGAGAGACAGCUCUGGUCCCUCCUCCGUGCAGAAGUGUCCACCAUCACAUCACCAUCUGACUCUCACCCUCUGCUUGGGCCCUUGUGAGACUACCUUGUGCCGAUCCGGCUUACUUGCAUUAGCCAUGGAAGGUCUGGACAGCCCAGGGGCCCUUAUUCCAUCUGCUGCACUCCCACACCCUGACGUACCAGCUUCCCUUCCUGGGCUCCCCUUUCCACUCCCCUGACUCUGCUACUUACCAUCUUCCCACACGGCAAGAGGCAUCUCUGCAUCCUCUGGUGCUCGCAGCCUGAGCUUUAUCCUCAGUCCUUCUUCCACACCCCAGCCAGCCACUCUGCCCACUGAGCAUCUCUCUCUUCAGCCUGUCUCAUUUUCCCAUUCCCACUGCCCUGCCUAAGCAAAUCAGCCGAUGAAUGUCACAGGUCCCCUGUGCUGGCCACCAUCACCUUCCUAGCAGGAGCUGGCCGCUGACCAUCCUAACAGGGCCACGAUGCCAAUGCUAUCAGCUAUGAGAGAAAAUUGACACAGAGAGGCUGAGUAACAUGAUCCAAGUUCCCACCUCACUUGGUGUAAGGUCUGACAUUGGAACCCAGGCACUUUGGCCCCCAGCAUCCUUGUUAUUGCUUGCCUGGAUGAAAGACUGGACUGGGCUAGGGUAAGAUGUCAGUCGGGAACCAUAUUUUCGGUUUUAAAUAUCACCCAGACCCUCGGUCCCUACACAGAUCUCCCAGGCUCUUUGUCAGAUGUCCUUCUGCACUGACUGCUCAUCAUGAGGAAGGCCUGAGCAUGUCAUAGGUCAUGGCUUCUUCCUGAGUGGCCUGGGCUCUGCCAGACAAAAGCUGAGAGCCCAUGGUCCCUGAGCUAAGCCCUGGGCAAGUGGAAGAUUUGCCUUCCUCACUCUGAUGACCCAGAACAGACGUUGGCCCUGUGAUUGGACGGCGUCCAGGCUGCUCAGCACGGGGACUCCCAUCCAUGGUGCCCACUGCCAGGGGGAGCCUUCUGUCCUGGGCAGAAGCUUCUAUCCUGCACAGCCCCAGGAGCACUGUCAGCACAGUCCAGAGGGGCUCCUGCUUGGAGUAAGUCUAGUUUGGCUAAGCGCAGGAGCCACUGGACAGAUGUGCAGCCCCAGCCACCCGACUGUCCGAGGCCACAGAUUGGAGCAGGGCAGAUCAUUAAGGAAGUGUUACAGAGGGGGAAAGGGAGGGAAGAGAGUGGGAAUGUGGGGAGAUAGGAAGAAGGAUAAAAAAGAGUUGAUGAUAUGAUAGGACCCGGGGCAGAGCUAGAGGGAUCCAGAGAAGGAGAGCCUGGAGUUCAUAUCCAUAACAUACUCUGAGAGCUGCCCUGCCGUUCCAUGUCCCUCAACCCAUAAUGGAGGCCAAGGUUCUCUGCCAGCUUCAGGGAGCCCAACAGUCCUGAGGCCGGCAAUCCUGGGGCCCAGAAGAACAUCGGACCCAUUCCUGAUGUAUCUCAAGCAAGAAGACUCUGCCAGUGGCCCUUCCCCAAGGAAACUGGCAAUGCCCCCAAUAUGCCCUGCCAUGUCCUCUUAAUCUAUAUGGAGUCCAGAGCUUACCCAGGUCACGUCUUCCUGACAGCCCUCCCAUGAUUCUUUCCAAUUCAAAGUAGCCUUGUUUCUUCUCAUGCUCCCCUCACUCACUCUCCUCUUCAGCUCUCUGAACUCCCUGGCUUCUUCUCCAAAGUAUCAGGGAUUCUUGCUGCUUCCGGACCUUUGCUCACGCUCUUGCUUCCACCCAGAAUCUAUUUCCCAAGACACACACACACACACACACACACACCACGGUUCUCCUUAUAGGUCCUCAGUUCAAGUACUGUAUCAGAGAGGUUUUCUGGCUGUGCAAGGGACAGAGGUCCAGAGUCCCCUGGGGAGGAGGGACAAUGAACACCAGUGUAAGAGCCACUAAAUGGCCAGCUGGAGAGCUGGGACAUAGGGGUUAUCAGGGGUUUGCAUUCCUUCUCUCCCGACCCUGCUGGUGGGAGGAGGCAUGAGGACCAGAAGAUGGCGGAAUUUUAGCUCCUAGUAUCUCUCUCGGCCACAGGAAUAGCAUGCUAUCGACAGAGGUCACUAGUGGGGGAAGGGCAAAAGGCAGGGGGUGGGGGACACAGUCUGAUACUUCAUGGCCAGCUACAACUUCUGCUCGGGGCUGGCUGUGAAUUCUGACAGCCUGCCAAGGACAUGCUCCUUUCUGGGGAUGCCAGAAGAGACUGUUAAUCACAGAGCCUGCCUCUCGGCCUCAGAGCUGUCCAUCCUCCUCAGGGCUUGGCCUAUUUGCUCCUGUCCCUCUCUCAGCUCCUCCUUAGCCUGCCCUUCUGCUCCUUGGGAAAUAACACUGGCUGGGAUAAACCAGGCUGCAAAGAGGCCACCACCCCCCAGCCCCCCCCCAACCCCCACCUUCUCUUCCCCAAUGUGUGCCCAGCUGGGCCAGCCAGCAGGGUUUACCUGCUGACCAGGCCCCUUUCUGGCCAGCAGUGGCCACAUUGCAGGACACUAAGCUAGACCUCUUACACCACAUCAGUGUUAGUCAGCAUUGCCAUCUCCGUGAGGAAUCCUGAGACAGCUCAGUGAAAAAGAGAAAGCUUUCUUUUGGGUCACUGUUUGGAAGGCUGCAGUCUGUGAUUGGCUGGCCCAUUGUUUGGGGCAUGUGGCGAGGCAGCAUGUCAGGGAAGCAGUGAGUAGCUGGGAAACAGAAGAGGAGCCACACUCCCAGUGACCUGAAAUCCUCUAGCUAGUCCCCCACUUCUUAGCCGUUCCACCACCUCCCAGUAGCUGCGUGGACGGGGGAGCACGCCUUCAACACAUGGGCCUUCCGGGGAACUAACAACCCUCUUGCAGGACUUCCGGAAGGCAAGUGGGUACAACCGAGCCAAAUGGAUGGAAACUGAGCGGAGGUGAGAGGUGAGGAACGAGAGGGAGGCCCGAGGAGGAGGACCUGCUUGGGGCUAAACGUGAACUCGGAGGAAGGCAAGACAAAGGUCGCUCUACGUCUCCCUGUGUUAGCGGAGCUGUAGCGUGUUCUUAGAGCUGUGGAUGCCGCUGAGAAGGGUCAGAGGAAAGGAGAGAAACCAUUUUAAAGAAAAAGCCUCCCUGAAGCUGUGUGCAGAUUGGAGGGGACAGGUGGAGGCUGGAGGCUGUCGGGGAUGCUGCAGCCGUCUAAGCAAAAUGAGAUGAAGAGAGGCACCAGGCUCCAGGAGCCAGGUGGAGGGCCCACCUGCUAGAAGGGGAGCCAGGCAUGGUUAGAUGUGUGGGAUAGACUCCUUCAGCGGGGCCAAGCAGAGGAGACAGAAGUCACGUCCUGGAGUCACCGGCCCAGGGUGGAAGGGGAUGAGGGAUAGAGAAGCUGAAUUGUGACUCCAGCAGGAUUGGAGAAGGCAGUCAGCACUGGAACACAAUAGUGCUAGGUGACAAGUAAGCAGAGUGGAGACAUCCAGUUAGGUGUAGAGUCUGGGCGGCCUUGCUGCAGAGGCGGUGGAAGAAGAGUCUGGGGGAAAGCUGAGGUCCGUGUGGGUGAGGGUGUGGGUGAGGGUGUGGGU